Dichomitus squalens LYAD-421 SS1 is the source of this 534-nucleotide messenger RNA. Its product is annotated as SRF-like protein. Gene Ontology annotation, molecular function: DNA-binding transcription factor activity, RNA polymerase II-specific; protein dimerization activity; RNA polymerase II cis-regulatory region sequence-specific DNA binding. The record is from RefSeq and is a predicted model, not a curated record. NCBI's taxonomy places the organism in Eukaryota, Fungi, Basidiomycota, Agaricomycetes, Polyporales, Polyporaceae. The transcript has 5 exons. Gene Ontology annotation, biological process: positive regulation of transcription by RNA polymerase II. Bases 1 to 534 code for a protein of 177 amino acids.
AUGGGGAGACGAAAGAUUGAGAUCCAGCCCAUCACGCACGAACGGAACCGUUCUGUCACCUUUUUAAAGCGCAAGAACGGGCUCUUCAAGAAGGCCUACGAGCUCGGCGUCCUCUGCUCCGUCGACGUCGCCGUCAUCAUCUUCGAGGAACGACCAGGCCACCAUGCAAAGCUCUAUCAGUACUGCUCGACGGACGUCAACGGCAUGGUCCAGCGUCAUCUCCGCUUCGACGGCGAGCGGGACACGAAGGGCCCGGCUGAUUUCAACAGUAACAACAAGGUCGCCGAGGAGGCAGACGAAGACGAGGACGCCGAUGACGACGAGGCGUCCCAGAAGCGCCGAGACAGCACGUCGUCGAAAGCACCUUCCAAGGGGAAGUCAGAAAACGGUUCCAACAGCAUCGUCCCAAUACGCCCGGGACCUCCUUCAUCCCAUGACGUCUCGGCAAGCCCAGAAGUGAGUGGUGGCUGUCUGCGCUCUGCUCUUCGGCGAAUGCUGAAGUACGUCGUCCCGGCCGGUGCACGAAAAAACUAG